Messenger RNA from Heterocephalus glaber (naked mole-rat), 9270 nucleotides. It is a transcript of the gene Zc3h12c, whose product is annotated as zinc finger CCCH-type containing 12C. NCBI's taxonomy places the organism in Eukaryota, Metazoa, Chordata, Mammalia, Rodentia, Bathyergidae. The record is from RefSeq and is a predicted model, not a curated record. Gene Ontology annotation, molecular function: mRNA binding; metal ion binding; RNA endonuclease activity. Gene Ontology annotation, cellular component: cytoplasmic ribonucleoprotein granule; nucleus.
UCAGUUCUCGGCGGUCUCCAGCAGCAGGUGCUGGUUUGCCAACCUCGGCUCCAGAGGCGGCGAAGGAGAAGGAAAAGAGCGAAGGGGAGGAGGAAGCGGCGCGUGGCAGCGGGCGGCAGCGCCAGGUUCGCUCUCGCCGGAGAAGCAGCGGCGCGGGUGGCGGGCCGAGCCGGGCCUGCCGUGUGGCCUGCCGGCCGGGCGGCAUGAAAAAACCUCCCGCUCAUCCUGCGCCCUAGCGGCGGCCGCGGCGGCCCUGAGCCGAGGAGAGAGCGGCCGCCUGCCAGAGGGCUCCGGGGCUGCCCCGGCUCCCGGAGCAUGUUGUGAUGGCUGCUGAGAAGAGAAUGCAAGAAUACGGGGUACUUUGCAUUCAGGAAUACAGAAAAAACAACAAAGUGGAGUCAAGUACAUGUAACAGCUUCAUGGGCUUGAAGGAUCACCUGGGGCAUGACCUCAGCCACCUUUGUGUGGAGAGCACUGACCCACAAUUAAGUGCAGCUGUACCUUGGCCAAUGGUAGAAAAACCAGCAAUGGAUGCAGUUCAUAUCACAAAGGAGGAAAAAGAGGUGUCUGAAGAGAAUCUGAGCUCUGGUGAUUCUGAAGAAAGCACAAAUUCUGAUCAUGAGUCAGAACAAUUGAGUAGCAUUUCAGUAGAGCCAUGCUUGUUAACCAAGACUCACAGACAAUUAUGUAGGUCUCCCUGCUUAGAGCCUCAACUACUCAGACGUAGUGAAAUUUUGCAAAACAUUAAACCUGAAGAGUCCCAGACUCCAUCCAAGGAAGUCAAGAAACCCCCUGAUGUGGUGCGAGAAUACCAAACAAAGCUGGAAUUUGCACUUAAGUUAGGUUAUUCUGAAGAACAGGUUCAGCUUGUGCUAAACAAACUUGGUACCGAUGCUUUAAUCAAUGAUAUUUUGGGAGAACUUGUCAAACUUGGAAAUAAAAGUGAAACUGAUCAAACGGUUAGUACAAUUACCAGUGUAAUGCGGGAAACAUCUUCUCUGGAAUCUCAGAGAUCUGAAUCUCCAAUGCAAGAGAUUGUAACAGAUGAUGGUGAAAAUUUGAGACCAAUAGUCAUUGAUGGCAGCAAUGUGGCAAUGAGCCAUGGAAAUAAAGAAGUAUUUUCCUGCCGAGGAAUAAAAUUGGCAGUGGAUUGGUUUUUGGAAAGAGGCCACAAAGAUAUUACAGUUUUUGUUCCUGCUUGGAGAAAAGAGCAGUCCCGACCUGAUGCUCUUAUUACAGAUCAGGAAAUUUUACGCAAGUUAGAGAAGGAUAAAAUCCUCGUGUUCACACCAUCCCGAAGAGUUCAAGGGAGGCGAGUGGUGUGCUAUGAUGACAGGUUCAUUGUGAAGCUGGCUUUUGAGUCAGAUGGUAUAAUUGUAUCCAAUGAUAACUACAGGGAUUUGGCAAAUGAAAAACCAGAAUGGAAGAAGUUCAUAGAUGAGCGAUUAUUAAUGUAUUCAUUUGUCAAUGACAAGUUCAUGCCCCCUGAUGACCCUCUUGGCAGACACGGCCCAAGUCUGGAUAAUUUCCUAAGGAAGAAACCUAUUGUUCCUGAACACAAAAAGCAGCCUUGUCCAUAUGGAAAGAAGUGUACCUAUGGACACAAGUGCAAAUAUUAUCAUCCUGAAAGGGGCAGUCAGCCUCAGCGUUCAGUAGCUGAUGAACUUCGUGCCAUGUCUAGAAAUUCAGCAGCCAAAACUGCAAAUGAAGGAGGACUGGUGAAAAGCAACAGUGUUCCUUGUAGCACUAAAGCUGAUAGCACUUCUGAUAGCAAACGAGGUGCUCCAAAGAGGCAAUCAGAUCCGAGCAUAAGGACUCAAGUCUACCAAGACCUAGAGGAAAAGCUUCCCACCAAAAACAAAUUGGAAACCAGGUCUGUACCUUCCUUAGUUAGUAUACCGGCUACUUCUACUGCAAAACCCCAAAGCACUACACCUUUAAGCAAUGGCCUUCCAUCUGAAGUUCAUUUCCCACCUCAGGAUCAAAGACCACAAGGACAGUAUCCUCCAAUGAUGAUGGCAACCAAAAAUCAUGGAACGCCAAUGCCUUAUGAACAGUAUCCAAAAUGUGACUCACCUGUUGACAUUGGAUAUUAUUCCAUGUUGAAUGCAUAUUCAAAUCUGAGUAUCUCAGGCCCACGAAGUCCUGAAAGGCGUUUCUCAUUAGACACAGAUUAUAGAAUAAGUUCUGUAGCUUCUGAUUGCAGCAGUGAAGGGAGCAUGAGCUGUGGGAGUAGUGACUCCUACGUAGGUUACAAUGACCGCUCCUAUGUCAGCUCUCCUGACCCACAGCUAGAAGAGAAUUUGAAGUGUCAACAUAUGCACCCUCACAGCCACCUUAAUUCCCAGGCUUUCCUGCAGAACUUCCAUGACCCUUUGACCAGAGUGCAAAGUUACAGUCAUGAAGAACCAAAGUUCCAUCACAAGCCUCCUCUUCCACACUUGGCUAUGCAUCUGCAGCACCCCACUGUGGGCGCCCGGUCCAGUUGUCCUGGUGAUUACCCCUCUCCUCCAAGUUCAGCACACUCUAAGGCACCGCACCUAGGGAGGUCCUUAAUGGCCACAAGAACAGACAGCAUUUCUGAUUCUCGACUCUAUGAUAGUUCUCCUUCAAGACAAAGAAAGCCUUACUCCCGCCAUGAAGGGCUGGGAAGCUGGGAUAGGCCAAGUUAUGGGGUGGAUGCAUACGGGUAUCGGCAGACAUACUCCUUGCCUGAUAACUCUACACCACCAUGUUAUGAGCAGUUUACCUUCCAGAGCCUGCCUGAACAGCAGGAGCCCACCUGGCGAAUACCGUACUGUGGAAUGCCACAAGAUCCUCCAAGGUACCAAGACAACCGAGAGAAAAUUUAUGUCAACUUGUGCAACAUCUUCCCGCCUGACCUUGUGAGAAUUGUCAUGAAAAGGAAUCCUCACAUGACAGAUGCCCAGCAACUCGCUGCAGCCAUUUUAGUGGAGAAAUCACAGCUGGGUUAUUGAAAGAUGAUGCAUCUUUGUGGUGUUUAGUAGUUUUUUUGUUCAGCUCAAAUGCUGAGGGAGGUUUGCUACAAUAGCACAUGUCAUCUCCUUCUCAGCAAGGAGGUUAUAUAGUAUCCAUUUAUGUGAAAUACUGUAUCAUGGAAUCUGUACGUACAGCCCCACAUGGUGGAAGUAUCACAAAAUUGCUUUACAUUCAAACUUUUUUUUAACAUUUCCUUUUUAAAGCUAUAUCUUUGGCUGGAAAUUUAUCCAGUUUGAUUUAAUAGAUGUAUCUGUGAUCUUUGAUAUUAAUCUUUGGUGCAUCAGGGGUUUAUAUGCAGCACUUUUUAUCCUUGUUUCAUGUUUUAUUAACUUGGUGUUUGUCUAUCAAUUGCAAGCAAUUACAAUACCUUCAGAAUGUGGAACCUUUGACUAGACCCAGCAAAAUACUUUUUCAAGCCAAGCUUAAUUAGAAUCUUUUACAGCUCUUUAAGUUAUUUUUAUUUGGGGAAAGUGGGCUUCUUUGUCCUAUAAUCCUUAUUUAUAGAAACAAAGAUAUACUACAGCACUGACUUUAUAUUUUAAACAAAAUCUAAGUUACCAAUUUAUGUUGAAAUGGGUAACAUAUAUGUUAGAAUGAUUUACAAUAUGGCACUUUUAUUGUUUUAUUUUUGUUUGGAUUUUUUCCUGAUAAGAAAUUAGUUAAUUUAAUGGUCAAUUUAAAAGAAAGCAGAUGCAAUCAAUGGAAAAAAUUAUUUCCAUUUUUUUUUAAUGAAUAAGGCAAAAGCCGUAACUGUUACAGGUUUAGAGCUUUGUUAUCCAGCUAUGAUGUGCUUCUAUAGAAAUGGAAUUGAAUUCCUAGAUUCUCAUUAAUCUGUGUUUUUAAUGUUUGUUUUUUGUUUUGGGGCACAACAAUACUGGAUAAAUAACCCUUUCACAGUACUUGCCUGUUUUUAAUAAAUCUAAUUAUUCUCAAUGCAAUUUUAUAUUUAAUAUACUCUAGCUUUCCUGCUAUUUAUCAAGGCUGGCCUGAGAUGGUUUUAUGUGUUGAGGAUAUGCAACAUUUAUUGAUACUGCACUAUAGAAAUAGUGAUGGAGGAGUUGUAAAUGGUAACUUAAAAUUUUUGUAAGAUAUUGUAUAUUUUCCAUUUUCCUGAAGGUAGUUUUUUGGAGGGCCUGUUAUAUUAUUAAGGCCGACUCUUGCCACAAAUAGUGUAGUUUUAGAUACAGACUACUGUCUGUUCUAGUAUUAGUAAGGGAUAUUUCUGGUUUCAAACUCAUGGGUUUUGCUUAUUGCAAUUACAUUUCUGCAGAUCAGAAGAUGGAUUUUGCAGUUAGUGGCAGACAGUUGUGUGACUGAUAUAACUUGACUGUUCCUCCAGACUCUGAAUUUUACAUAGUGUAAUACACACAUUCAGAUCUGUUUUUGUAGUCUGCUUGGAUGUUCUAGUCAUUUGGAUUAUUCUGCAUGCUACAGAUUGAAGUAAAGCCCUGAAAAACCAGAAAGUACCUUUUACUGUUGAUACAAAUUGUAUCUUUUUAACUAUAAGAACUAUUUUGAUUUGUAGAUCUAGUUAAAAACACAAAUGUGUAACUAUGAUUAGACUUUUGGGCAACAUUUUAUCCCUUAUUUAAAUACAAAUUUUUAAAAUAAAAUUGAAGUCUAUUAUUGAUGAGGUAGAAAAUAAAAGUAACAAUUUAGGUAAAUAAAAGUGUCUGUCUUAGUUUUAUAUAAUAUAUUAAAACAUUAAUUAAAUUUAUUGGCAUUUUCUUUCUUCUAAAACUUAUCUAGUGUGAACUUUACUAAAAUAAAGGUAAAAUGCUGCCUGAAAAAUAAUGUCCAAGCAUCUUUGACUAGGAUAACAUUUUUACUACUUAUGUAACACUGUGUGUUGCAUGAAGUAGGAUUUGGGUAUACAGUAAAUGCUUCUAAAAGGCAUUGUGCAUAUUGACAUAUCCAAUAAUCUGAACCAUGUUCAGCAAACUUAAUUCAGGAAAGUGAUGUUCUACACAAUUAUUGCUGUUGUGCUUGAAGUAAGCGUGGCCCGCAUCUAUACCCAAAGAUAAUGCGGGUGAUGCCACACAAACCAUUUUGAAUGGUGUCUGUCUGAGAGUGACCCUACUCACUUGUGAAAUUGUUCUUGAUUUUUGUCAUUCAUUAUCUAUAGAAAAAGUUUAAAUGUGCCGGCAAAAUGAGUGCCAAAAAUAGGGUUACCAAUCUGUAUUACCUUUAAUUUUAGUCAUAUUUUAAGAUUUUAUAGUAUGAAAUCACUUCUAAAUUAUACAUGUAGGUUUUGCUUCCAUUUUCUUCAUUUUAGCAUUUUAAUUAUUUGAAGAUUACUAAACUUUAUUAAAUGGUUUUAAAUAAUUUCUUAUGUUAAAUGGGUGUGACAUUACAUUUGGUUUAAUGUUUUUAGUUGGUUGUUUAUCAUUAUUUUUGGAAAAAUAGCAUACCCUGCCAUCAGGUAUACUGAAAUGAGUAUCUCUGAACCUCUCACAACAAAACUGUUCAGUGUAAUUAGUUGUACAUUAAGAAAUAGCAGCUUUUUUGUGUCAAGAAGACAAUUUGUCCUCCCCCGCUUUUUUUUUUCUGAAACACCAACAUUGCUUUCAGAGAUUAAGAAUGAGAUGAUAGGCUGACUUUAGGUAAAGCAAAUUCUUGUUCUCUAAAGCUGUAAGGUAAAAGGAGUCCAUUACUAAAUUAAAUCCAUAGCUGACUGCAAACCUUUACUUUAGCCACAACUUUCUUCCUAGUCUCUAAUCCCUAUUUACCAGAUCUGCUAAUACAUAACCAGAAAGAGAUAUGUUAAUAAGUAACGAAGUUGCCAAAAGUGGUCAGCUGAUAGAAAGACGAUCCAGACUGGACUAUUCUGCCCCUGAAUAAUCGACAGUUGACUGUACUUUACAAAGUAAUUAGCCAGUCUGUUGUCUGUGUGUCUUGGUCCAGAGGGAGUAGCACCCAACUGGCCAAAUACUGGCCCUUAGUAUUUCCUCAUUUCUUGCAUGUGAUGCAGAUAUUUUCAGUCUCAUUUUUAUGAUCCCUAUCCUGAUAGUUUGUCAGUGACCUACUAAUUACAAGAAAUGCUCACCAGUAUAAAAUAUUUGAUUCUGGUGGAAACUUGAAUUUUGUGUUUUUAUGAAAAUGAAUUUAUUUGAAUAUGUAAUAUAACUAAAGAAGUGUUUUAUAUAUACAUACAUAUUUGUUAUGAAAUAUUAAAAAUGGAGGGAUGUUUCUUCUGGUGGUUAACAUUUCCCUGAUCAUACUGUUUCCUUGAGUUGUGGGUGACCAAGUAUGGGGUCUGAAUGACCAAUGAUAAGAUUUAGAACCACUUUAAUGGAAAGUAAUUCUUCACUGGUUUUAUUCCUUGUAUUUUUAAAAAAAUUAUUUUGAUAAUUUUAAUAGAAUGUGUAAUUUUAAAAUACACACAAAAAUUUUAAAGUAGUAUUGAUUAUACAAAUAAUUAUUUAACAUGUCUCUUAUGGAUAUAUCUGUAUGUAAAUAGUAAUAUAUUUAUAAAACAAAUAUACUUCAUGUUGUAGUUCUUAGUUUGUGAUCCAUGGGAGGAUGACCCUGGGUGGGUGACUGUGACUGUGUAUGCAUGAGUAUUUACGUAUUGGAAACUCAAGCUAUUUUCCCUGACUUAAUGGUAUUUGCUCUAAAGUAUAUUUGGUUUUGUUAUUCUUUCUGCUGUCCAAUUUUCUUACUCAAGAUAAAAUGAGAUAUAUGGUUUUCUGGCCAUUCUGUUGCUGUGUGGCUAAUCCCACUUUGUUAUACUCUCAAUUCCUGGAGAAUUCCUGAGUGACCCAGAAUCAAAACAGAUUAAGGCUAGAGAUAAUGCUUCUGUUCCAAGUAUAUUGAAGAUGAAAACUCAUCUGCAAUGUUAAGUUUCAAAAUUAUAUACCAAUGAAUAAAAUGAAAUAUAAAAAAGGUUGGAGUACACACAUAGACUAAGGAAAAGCAAAGUGUUAACAAAGAGUAAAGCAGCAUAAAUUAUUUUAUAUUGGUCUAGGAAAGCCUCCUAGAGUAAGUGUUGACAAACUUUCUGUAAAGGAUCAGAUAGUAAUUAGCUUUUCAGAAUCAAAUGAUCUCUUAAAAACUGCUUGCUCUUGUUUUUAUAGCAUAAAAGUACCACGGACAAUAUGUAAAUGAAUGUGACUGUGUUCCAGUAAAACUUCACAGAAACUAGCUGGGUUGGUGCAUAUGGCAGGGGAUCACAAGUUUCAGUCCCACCUGGGAAACUUAGCAAAACCCUAUGUUAGAGAACGUAGCUCUGUAUGAUGGUCCAGGAUUUAAUCCCCAAUAGGGGAAAGUGAGGGUGGCACUUCAUUUACAGACACAGACAGCAAGCCAUAUUUGGCCUAUGAACCAUCCCUAAUCUCUGCCCCAGAGGAGAAAAACGAGCAUAUUAAACAGUAAAUUCUGGUACUGCGUAUGUGAAUGUAAGAAAUAAUUGUAUUCAAUAAUUAGACAUUCAAAGAAAAUCUGAUAGUUAUUGAUAUUCUUCAAAAGAUGAUUGUGAGAUAGUCAUAUACAGAUGACUAUCAUACAGGUGCACUUGUAAAUUUUAAAACUGGCCACACCUAAUAUUUAUUAGAAAUAUUUCUUGUAUUUAAUCAGCCAAAAAGUCUGUAGAAAAGAUGUUUUAAAAGUACUGAAAUUUUUUUCAUAAAUUUUACAUUUCUGUUGAUAAAUGGGAAUCCUUUACCAAUCUUUUGGGUUUGUUUUUUUUUUAAUGACCUCAUGGACAGAAAUUGUUGCAUUUUUGAAAGUUAACAUAUAACUAGCCACAAUUUUUUUUUAAAGAUUCUAUUUAUCAAUUACUUUUUUCUGUUCUCUUUGUUUGGCUCCUAAUAAAUGACAUAUCUGCCCUUUGAAGAAGAUAAACAUACUGUAAUUUCACACCUUUUAGCUUGUAUAAAAUUAAGAAUUGUGACUGAUUAUUGCUUUAAUGUGAGUGUAUUUGUUACACUGUGAUUCUUUAUAAGAAACAAAGUGUAUCUCUGCUUUCCCUAUCCAAUUGUUUAACAUAGACUUUUGUAGACAUCUUAGCACUGUCCAUGGUGAGUGAUAUUCUUAAUAUAAUCAUGUAUGAUUCUGAAUUCACUAGAAGUACACACUGCUGAGCAUGUUCAUUUGCUAUGCUUCAUGCAUGGUGUUACAGUAAUUAUAGUCACUUAAGUAGUUAUACUUUCUUUUAAAAUUGGAAUACAACUCUAGCUUUUUAACAGUUUAUUGUUUUAAAUAGCUACUUUAUUUCUUUAAUGUUUUCUGUAAACUUGUGAAUUACUGCUGUUAUAAUAUUCUUAUUAUUAGAAGUGGCUUUUCCCCUAAGAUCUUUAGUCUUUUAGAUUCAAAACAACUUAAGGUUUUGACCGUUCGGCAGUAGAAAAUAUCUAUGCAUGUUUUUAUUUAGUUUUGUAAAAUUGUGUGGUUUUACUUCUUAAACUAUGUACUAAAUUUUCUGUCCCAAGUAUUUCAGAUGAAAAACAAAAUGCUGACCAUUAAAGCUUUUGCCACCUUUCUUUCUUUCUUUCUUUUUUGGUACCAGGGAUUGAGCUCGGGUCCUUGCACUUGCAGGGCAGGCAGUGGAACCACUGAGCUAAAUCCCUGGCCCUGCCACCUUUCUUUCUAAAAUGGCUUCUAUCUCAAAGGAAAAAGACAUUGAAGAGCAAUGGUUUAUAUUUAUAAAGACUAUGUUUUAGAUUCCCUUCAGUUUUUUUAAUUAUAAAUUUUCUACAUAUGUAAACUAUUGAAAAACAUGUGGACUUCUGCAGAGAUAGUAUUUCAGUGCAAGUGUACCAGGUUACUGGUUUUAUCUUUCCCUUUUAGUUUAUUUUCUCCCAAAGCAUAGCUAUAUGCCAAUAGUAUUCCUUAUUUGAUUCUGCUAAUUUUUCCUACAGGAAAAGUAAAGCAAAGAAUAUGUUUAGAGCAAUUAUUGAAUAAACUAAUGUGAUUCUAUUUAUCUGUGUGUUUCUGUAAUGGAAUUUUUACAAUUCAAAGGCAAUAUUUUUAGACCUACUGGAAAUCUGUUUCAAAAUAGCUGUAGGAUUCUGCCAGUGAGGGAGAAAAAGUUAAAACAUUGAUGUUUUUAAUGGUGAUUUGUUUUUGUUUCAUAGAGAAAUUGAUCUCCUCUGGCAGCAUGGAUGCUAAAUAAAUGAAAUCAUUAUCUUUAGUCCCACAGCUUGCUUACAUUCAGUAGUUAAUAACAUGAUGAGUGGUCUGUAGGGUAAGCAUGUGUUCAAUAUCAAUGUAAAUAUUGAAGCCAAAAUUAAUUCCCAUGAAAACUGAAAUUAAAUGUCAGAGACAACUAGC